This is a messenger RNA of Cladocopium goreaui, 1713 nucleotides long. The record is from the annotation of a GenBank genome assembly. NCBI's taxonomy places the organism in Eukaryota, Dinophyceae, Suessiales, Symbiodiniaceae.
AUGUCCAUCAGCAUUCCCCAAGGCUCGGCCGCACGACGCUUGGUCUCCUGUUUGAUGAUCACCUUGGGUGCGGGGAUGGUGGAAGGAUCACUGCUGGUGAACUGGGCCCAUGGCAACGCUGGAGGAUUUGUGCUGCGCUAUGCCAUAGAACAGCUGUUGCCCUCGCUGAUUUGGUGCACGCAAGAUGCGUCCUUGGUAGCGGAAGCCAUGGGCUUUGAACCACAGGCUCUGUUGAAAAACCUGGAAGGUAGAGAAGGGGCAUCUACUCUGCUAGCCGUUGGCCAGUGCCAUGCGGUGCGCAGUGUAUCAGCGGGUUUCAAUCUCUUGGGGCAGCUGUUUCGAUUCACUCAGAUCACCAACAAUGUGCUGAAGCAGUUCGAGCAGAAGGUGCGCUUGGGUAAAGAUGUUCCCCUCUCGUCUGGCGCCAAAGAACGCGUCAUUCGUCUCUGCGGGGAGUUCUCCUAUGCCACCUACGCAGCAAUUUCGAAGAGCGGUCGCUUUCACAUUCUGCCCGUGAUGGAUCCAGCCAGCAUGCCCAUGCUGACCGAGCAGCUCACGCAUGGCUUCAAGUACCCUUUGUUCCUGAAUGUACCCAGCAAGCUCUGGGGUCAACCAGAUGUUUGGGAACCCUUGCUGGGUCGCGCGGUGCGGCCCUCGUGGCUUCUGCAAGGCGUCGCUGGGAAGAAGGUGCUCUGUGUGGAGGUGGACGGAACCGAGAGACACGAGAUCCUACUCUUUGGCCGUGUCCGGAAGAUUGGCAUUGAGCAAGCCAGCAACGCGUUCAGGGCCAUUUCCUUUGUGAUGCUAGGCGCUUUGGCAUCGCAAGGCUUGCCUUCCUCCAGGAUUCAGCUGCUUCGGGUCUACCUGGGUGAUUCCCACGAGUUAUCCACGACCGGAAACUUGGCGCGUUUCACCUGCCGCGAACGCGUGGAGAGCCGCCGCGAAGCCGACGUCCUGGUGGACUUCCACGCGCCGAUCCUGCGGCGCCUGCGGCUCUGGGCCUUGGACAAUGCCGUGCCGGUGGACGUGGAGCAAGGUGAAGCACUGCCCACGAUUUGCUUUGAAACGACUUGCCCUGAGCGCUUCCAGAAUUUGGCCCACUUGAUGCGUGACACUGCUCAAGUGGUGGAUCAGGUUCAAGCCGUCAAGCUCUGCAAGCAGCUCAACACGACCAUCCCGCGGUUGAUCCACUACCCCUCCACUGCAGAGACGGUGAACGCGGCGUACGCCUUGGCUCGGCCGGGGGAACUCUACUGCGAUCCCAGGCACACCCUGGUCUUGUGCGAACGCGACUGGGGGGCACAAGAGAUCCGAAAGCUCAACGUGGGGUUCAAGGUCCUCUCUGCGGCCGAGAUCAUCGAUGAUCUUUUGCGAGAGGUGCGGCAAUGGGCGCGCCACGGCUUCAGUGGCCGUGAGAUCCAGACCGAGCUGGACCGUCGCGACGCCACGAUCUUGAAACUCCUUAGGCGGAUUACUUGGCUGAAUGCCAAUGUCUUUGGUUAUGCGCCCCUUGACCAAGAAACGCGAGAGGCGGCCGCUAGCGUGCCAUUGGACCGCACGCUGGAGAUCCUGAAGGAUCUCGAGGGAAAGAGCUCCACGGUGCAAAAUCCCUCGGGCUACGUGAAGGCUUCCAUCAAGCGAGAGCUUUCAGGUGAUCCACGGAAACGGCCAGCUUCCAUCGUGACAGGCCCUCCAGCGAAACGCCGGGCGUGA